This is a messenger RNA of Punica granatum (pomegranate), 1313 nucleotides long. The record is from RefSeq and is a predicted model, not a curated record. NCBI's taxonomy places the organism in Eukaryota, Viridiplantae, Streptophyta, Magnoliopsida, Myrtales, Lythraceae.
CACAGCAACCUUGUCCACACAAACAACACGACCACAGCUUCACCCUUUACCCAGGGAGGAGAAGAAGAAGGAGCAGGAGCAGGAGCAGAAGCAGAAGCAGGGCUGAUCACUUGAUUCCAAUUCAAUGGCGUCUAUGCUUCUCCCUCAAUCCUUCUCCUUCUCUUCUUCUCCCUCUUUCCCCACCAACAGAUACUACCACUCUCCCCUCUCUUCCUUCUCUUCUUCUUCCUCCUCUCUCUCUCUGGGCUCUGUCUCUCCCGCCAUCUUCAGCCUCCGCCCCACCUGCAGGCCCAAGUCCCGAGCUUCCUUCUCAGUCUCGUGCGCCCUCCGGGCUCUGAUCUUUGACUGUGACGGGGUGAUCCUCGAGUCCGAGCACCUCCAUCGACAGGCGUACAAUGACGCCUUCACCCACUUCAACGUCCGGUGCCCCUCCGAUGAAGCGGGGCCCCUCAACUGGGGCUUGGAGUUCUACGACGAGCUACAGAACCAAAUAGGCGGCGGCAAGCCCAAGAUGCGAUGGUACUUCAAGGAGCACGGGUGGCCCACUUCGUCGAUAUUCGAGACCCCUCCAGAGAGUGAUGAAGACAGGGCUAAGCUGAUCGAUACCCUUCAGGACUGGAAGACCGAGAGGUACAAAGAAAUAAUCAAAUCGGGAACCGUAAAACCGAGGCCCGGAGUUUUACGACUUAUGGAUGAGGCCAAGGCUGCAGGAAAGCUACUGGCUGUUUGCUCAGCAGCGACUAAGAGUUCAGUCAUAUUCUGUCUCGAGAACCUUAUUGGGAUGGAACGGUUCCAAGGCUUGGAUUGCUUCCUUGCAGGUGAUGAUGUGAAGGAAAAGAAGCCAGAUCCAUCGAUUUAUUUGACUGCUUCCAAGAAGUUAGGUGUGUCGGGUAACGAAUGCCUGGUGGUAGAGGAUAGCGUCAUUGGGCUUCAGGCAGCAACAAGUGCCGGCAUGUCUUGCAUAAUUUCUUACACUUCUUCAACUGCUAAUCAGGAUUUUAAGGAGGCUAUUGCGAUUUACCCCGAUCUGAGUAACGUAAGAUUGGAAGAUUUGGAGCUUUUGCUUCCAAAGGAGGUUGCUUCAACUUAGGAACUUUAACACAGAAACUAGUCUAAGAGAGCUCAUUGUAUCUUCCCAUCUUCGCAAUUUCGAAUUUCCCUUGGAUUCUGAUUUCCAAGGAAAAUGUCAAUGGCCAAAGAUAGAAAAGAUAGAGCAAGUAUAUUCCAGCAAUUCAUCUCCGUAAAUUCAAUUCGAACGAAUACCAGAAAUGCAAUGAAUUUGCAAGUUAAGUAAUGAAUUUUUGGAGCCUCAA